Molecule: messenger RNA, 3628 nt
Organism: Crotalus tigris (Tiger rattlesnake)
Lineage: Eukaryota; Metazoa; Chordata; Lepidosauria; Squamata; Viperidae
Product: protein O-mannosyl-transferase 2-like
Exons: 20
Coding region: 1050-2309 (419 amino acids)
Biological process (GO): protein O-linked glycosylation
Cellular component (GO): membrane
Molecular function (GO): mannosyltransferase activity
Source: RefSeq, a predicted model, not a curated record
UUUCCAGUGAUGAAGCUGUUCAGAAAGUACUUGCUGAAGAAAAAGCUAUUAAAGAAAAGACACAAUAUUCAUCUAAAUCUCAAAACAGAGAAUCUAAAACAGAAGAAUGUAGAUAUCAUAAAGAGGGAAGAGGUGAUUCUGAAAUAAAAGACAAAAGCACGGUUCAGGAUCAAAAAAUCAAAGAAGAAUUGAAAGAGGAAGAAAGCAAGCAAAGAGAAAAUGAAAAAUAUAAAGAUUAUGAAAACCAUCCCAAUAAUUUUGAUAAAACUGUUAAUGAAAGUGAAAAAUAUGAAAAAGAGAGAAUCAAGAAUAGAUUAUCCAAAUCAGAAAGAGAGCCAGAAAAAAUUAGAAACAAAGAAAAAGAAGAAGGGGAAGGAGAAAAAGAAGAAUGUGAUAGAGAAAGAGACAAGGAAAGAAAAGAAUAUGAGGGAGGAAGAGAAAAAGACAGAUUACGAGAAAAAGAUAAACUUAGAGACAGGGAUAAAGAUUAUGAGAAAGUCCGAGACAGGGGCAAAGAAAAAGACAAACGGAGGGAAAGAGGUAAAAAUAUAGAAACAACACGAGAAGAAAGAAAAGACAAACCAGACAAAAAGCCCACAGGAUCUGAAGAGAAUGUUGCUAAAAAACUGGCAGAAAAGUCUAUAAAAGAUCAAGCUGAAUUUGAUAAAGAAAAUGAAAAUUCUGCAAGAUUAUCAAAGCAGCAGGCAACAAAAGGACCAAGACAGCGAAACAAAACUUCAAGUGAAGGUGAAUCAUUUGGUGAUGCAGAGGGAGACGUUCUGAAUACUGGUACAACAGAAAAGAUUUCUGAAAAUAAUGAAUUUACAAAUGAAAUUCCAUCUCAGAUCACUCAAAGAAAACCACGACCCAGUAGUGCACGACCAGCUCCACCCCGUAUAAAACGACAACAAAGUACAGAGAUUUUAAUUCCAGAAAGAAAUGGCAGUGCCAAGAUAGUAUCAAAUGUUAUUAUAGAUAAAGAAGAAGAAGAGGACGACCAGUUUAUAGUGAAAGCAGAACAGCAACUACCUGAAAUAGCAGAACUGAAAAUGGAGACAACAGUAGAUCUUGAAGAAGAUGAGAAACAUGGUAGCCUUGUCCAAAGAAUACUGGAAACAAAGAAGGAUUAUGAAUUAUCACAGUUGCAAAAAUCUGCUGAAAAGGAGAAGCCAUAUUUGUCAGAGGCAGCAAAGAGAAAGGAAAAAGAUUUAGUAACUAAAGAAAUAGAGAAAUUUCGCGGCUCCAUUCAGGCCCUUUGUCGGAGUGCUCUUCCUCUUGGAAAAAUAAUGGACUAUAUUCAAGAAGAUGUAGAUGCCAUGAAAAAUGAGCUUCAGACAUGGCAGAAUGAAAAUAAAGAACUUGAAGAGACCCUGCGGAAAGAACAAGGAAUCACAGAUGGUGUUGUGGAACCUUUAAAAAUAGAUCUUACUGAGUUGGAUCAAUUGAUCAAAGAUGAAGAAGACAAGAUUUAUACUAAGAGAGCUAAUGUUUUAAGAAACAAUGAAAAAAUUCAGAAGCUGGUUCAUAUUAUCAAUUCAAGAAGCUGGGAUGAAACACAUUUUGGAAAGAUGGGGAGUUAUUAUAUUAACCGGACAUUUUUCUUUGAUGUCCAUCCACCUUUGGGGAAGAUGUUAAUAGGACUUGCUGGCUAUCUGAGUGGCUAUGAUGGGACUUUUCCUUUCCAGAAGCCUGGGGACAAAUAUGAACAACAUAACUCUAUAGGAAUGAGAGCAUUCAGUGCCUUCCUUGGUUCAUGUCUGAUCCCCUUCUGCUACCUCACUGUGCUGGAGCUGUCCAGAUCAUUGCCUGCAGCAAUAAUCACUGCUACCAUCCUGAUUUUUGACACUGGAUUCAUUACAAUCUCACAGUACAUUCUUCUUGACCCCAUUUUGAUGUUCUUCCUCAUGGGAGCUGUACUCAGUAUGGUUAAAUAUAAUUCCUAUUCAGAUAGAUGCUUUUCUGCCCCCUGGUGGUUCUGGCUGUGUUUGACUGGGGUGAACCUCGCUGGUGCAUUGGGGGUGAAAUUUGUUGGCCUUUUUGUUGUCUUUCUGGUUGGCCUGAAUACUAUCUGUGAACUUUGGCAGUUAUUGGGAGACCUUAGUCUAUCACUGGUCACACUGGGAAAGCACUUCUUGGCUCAUGUACUUUGCCUCAUUAUACUGCCUCUUGUCCUCUAUACAGCUCUUUUUGCAGUUCAUUUUGCAGUGUUAAACAGAAGUGGACCUGGUGAUGGUUUUUUCAGCUCUGGAUUUCAAUCCCGGCUCAUUGGAAACAAUCUUCAUAAUGUUUCUGUUUCAGAAUUUUACUGAACAAGGAACACUAGGAAGGAGGUAACGGCAAACCAUUUCUGAAAAUCACGUCAAGAAAACUGCAAGGAUUUGUUCAGGCAGUCUCUGAGAAUGACACACUCAUUCAUCAAAUUUGCAGACGACACAAAACUGGGAGAAUAGUUGAUGCUUUGGAAGAUACGUUCAAGAUCCAGAAGGAUCUUGACAGACUUGAGCACAGGGCCCUACCCAACAAGGUGCAGUUCAGUGGUGAGAAAAUUAAGAUCCUGCACUUAGGCAGGAAAAACCAAAUGUAUAGGUAUAAAAUUGGCGGUACCUGACUGAACAUUGAACAGUGGUAAUUGUGAGAGGGAUCUAUCUAGGUAUCUUAGUAGACUACCACUUAAGUAUGAGCCAGCAGUGUGCUGUAGUUGCCAAAACUCCAAUACAGUCCUAGACUACCUCAACACAAGUCAAGACAACGAGAAGUGAUAAUGUGGCUUUACACCAUGCUGGUGAGACCAUACUUGAAAUACUACGUCCAGUUAUGGUCAUUAUAAUAUAGAAAAGAUGUUGAGACCCUGGAAAGUGUGCAGAGAAAAGCAACAAAGAUGAUAAAGGGUCAUUAAUUUAAUGAACGGUUGAGGGACCUAUGUAUGCCUAGCCUAUUGAAGAGAAGCUUCAGGGGGAACAUGAUAACUGGCUUCCAGUGCUUGAGGGGCUGUUACAAAGAAGAAGGGACUGACUUAUUCUUUAGAGCACCAAAAGGCAGGGCAAAAAGUAAAGGGAUCUCGUCAAAGAGAGAAAUAAGAAGAAAUGUUCUGACAGUGAGAAUAAUUAAUCAAUGGUAUAGCUUGCCUCCUGGGUUGUGGAUGCUCCAUCACUGGGGUUUUCGAAAAUAGGCUGGACAACCAUUUGGCUGGGAUGGUAUAAGACAUUUGCCUUGAGCAGAGCACUGGACUAGAAGAUCUCUGAGAUUCCCUUCUAACCCUACGAUGGAAGAAUCCAUUUCCAUUUGGGGAGAGAGAGAAUUAAAUACAGCUCUCUGACAAAAUGAACCAUAGCUAGGUAAAGCAUGAAUGAUAUUAAUAACUUGUGAUAAUAAGAAUCUUUUAAGAAAGGAAGUUUACAGUGGCUUUCAGUGAAAUAAAUUCAGGGAACAAAAUUAUGUUUGAACAUUUUUGUGUGGAAGGAGACUUAGUGUUAGCUAUCUUCCAGUGCUUUUGCUAAAUGUUAUAAUUUAAAUGUUAUAAAUUUAAAUGUUAUAAAUCUUGAUUUCAGUAACCUAAUUGACAUCUUACAAUUUUGUGGUGUGUUGUUAAGAAUACAAUCUUUUUCAUACAAAUGCUAAAAUCUAAUGA